Aureococcus anophagefferens is the source of this 504-nucleotide messenger RNA. RefSeq lists its product as hypothetical. Lineage: Eukaryota; Pelagophyceae; Pelagomonadales; Pelagomonadaceae. Gene Ontology annotation, biological process: protein transport. The annotation marks the transcript as partial. The record is from RefSeq and is a predicted model, not a curated record. The transcript has a single exon.
GUGAACAAGCUGAAGCCGCACCUGAAGAUGGCGGAGAACCGGCUGUCGAUCCUCAACUCGAAGAAGACGAAUUUGAUCAAGACGCAGAAGCGCGACAUCGCGGCGCUGCUGCGCGACGGCAAGGAGGAGAAGGCGCGGAUCCGCGUGGAGCACCUCAUCCGCCUCGACUUCACCAUCGAGGCCUACGAGCUCGUGGGGCUUUUGUGCGAGCUGCUCCACGAGCGGUGCGCGCUCGUCGCGUCGGAGAAGGAGUGCCCGCCGGACAUGCGCGAGGCGCUCUGCACGCUCAUCUGGGCGUCGCGGCGCUGCGAGGUGCCGGAGCUCAAAGAAGUAGCAAUCCAGCUCGAGCUCAAGUACGGCGAGGCGUUCGCGGAAGCGGCGAGGACGAACGCGUGCGAGUGCGUCAACGCGCGCGUCGUCCACAAGCUCGGCGUCGCGCCGCCGAGCGCGCACCUCGUCGUCGAGUACCUCAAGGCCAUCGCGGCGGAGCACGGCGUGGACUGG